UUGAACGUUUCAGUCGCCUUCGAUUGAAAUGGGUAAAAUGUCGCUUUGCGUUUUGACUUUUUCGGUCGUUCUUCACUUCGCGUGCGGCGCAAAAAUUUUAGGCAUCGUACCAACACCGUCCUACAGUCACCAGGUCGUCUUUCAGCCGUUAUGGCGAGAACUUUCACUUCGAGGACAUCAAGUGACAACGCUUACAACGGAUCCGAUCAAAGAUCCAAAGCUCAAAAAUUUGACAGAGUUCGAUCUGCGCUUUUCCUACGAUGCGUGGAACAAGGAUAUUAUGGACAGUGUUUUUAGUCAUCAGGAGAACGUGUUGGGAUUCGUGCUUAAGAUUUUACAGCAGUACUUCGAUGUUUUCGAAGGGCAGUUACGUCACCCUUCGUACCAAUCCCUGAUUAAUGGAAACGAGAACUUUGAUUUGAUCAUAGUGGAAGCAGUGGAGCCUCCCAUGCUUGCUCUUGUUGAAAAGUACAAAUGCCCAUUGAUCGGCAUGCUCUCUCUGGAUGCACCUUCUGAAAUCUACCAAAGAUUAGGUAAUCCCACUCAUCCGUCUUUAUAUCCAGAUAUGCUGAGUACCAGCGACAUGAACUUGUCUUUGUCACAGAGAAUCGAAAGUUUUAUCGGAGUGUGCGUAUUUAAACUUAUCGGUAUUUACACCAGAAGUGUAGUAAACGGGAUGGUCCAAAAAUACUUCGGACCGAAUUACUCUUCAGUAGAUGACAUCAUGAGAAAUGCAAGUAUGCUCUUCGUUAACACCGACCCCAUUUUCCACAAUGUUAGGCCGUUGGUGCCGGGUGUUAUUCAAAUCGGAGGAGGUUCUCACCUGACAACUCCAAGACCGUUAUCUGCUGAUUUGCAAAAUUUGUUGGAUAGCGCGACCGAUGGAUUCAUAUACUUCAGUUUAGGUACAAACGUCAAAAGCAAGGACAUUCCGUCUGAUCUACGGGCAAACAUUCUCGAAACCUUCGCCGAGCUACCCUAUACGGUCUUAUGGAAGUUUGAAGCCGAAACUCUACCGAACAAACCAAAGAACGUGCACAUAGCGAAAUGGUUGCCGCAGCAAGACGUCUUGGGUCACCGCAACAUCAAGCUCUUCAUAACGCAGGGAGGAUUGCAGUCGACGGAUGAGGCGAUUUAUAGCGGGGUGCCUCUGCUUGUGAUACCAUUUUUCGGUGACCAAGCGCAUAAUAGCAAAAAGAUCGUUAACAAAGGCAUGGGACUCUCGAUCGAUUACACCAAGUUCGAAAAGGCGGAAUUUAAAGAGACAAUUUCGGAACUUAUUAACAAUUCAAAAUACCGAAACAGAGUGAAGGAGCUCGCGAAUUUGGCACUGGAUCAACCAAUGACCGGACUGGAACGGGCCGUUUGGUGGACCGAGUACGUGAUACGUCACAAGGGCGCGAGACACCUGAAAAGUCCGUUGUCCGACGUCCCCUGGCAUCAGUACUUGCUUUUAGACGUAAUUGCCGUUUUGUUAGUUAGUUUGGUUUUGAUCCUCUGCGCGGUCUACGUAAUAUUUCGUAUGCUAUGGCGCCUGCUAAGGAAAAUAUUGCCGAAAGGUCAUCAACAACAUAAAAAGAAUGAAUAAUCUAUUUUAGAGUUAUACUUUCAAUUUCAGGUGCUCCCUAAGACCGUGAGCUAAUAAAGAUAUGAAUUAA
Photinus pyralis (common eastern firefly) is the source of this 1658-nucleotide messenger RNA. Its product is annotated as UDP-glucuronosyltransferase 1-2-like. The coding region runs from base 29 to 1588 and encodes 519 amino acids. Gene Ontology annotation, molecular function: UDP-glycosyltransferase activity. The transcript is spliced from 4 exons. The record is from RefSeq and is a predicted model, not a curated record. Lineage: Eukaryota; Metazoa; Arthropoda; Insecta; Coleoptera; Lampyridae.